Olea europaea var. sylvestris is the source of this 1297-nucleotide messenger RNA. Its product is annotated as DDRGK domain-containing protein 1. The record is from RefSeq and is a predicted model, not a curated record. Bases 213 to 1070 code for a protein of 285 amino acids. The transcript has 8 exons. NCBI's taxonomy places the organism in Eukaryota, Viridiplantae, Streptophyta, Magnoliopsida, Lamiales, Oleaceae.
UUGAAAAGUACCCUUUACUGUAACGCCUCCAAACACACCCCCUACGCGAAAAAAGAAAAAAGGAAAAACGCAGAAGAUCCUAAACAUCGAGAGAAUUUUAAUAGAUCAGUUUUUUUAUGAAUCAGUGAGUUUUGCCUAAUCACUGUUGCAGAUUCGAUCAACUUCACUAGAAGGAUUGUCUUGUGUUUUAGCACUCAAAUUUUACUGGAAAGAUGGAGGAUAUCUUCGUGGGAUUACUGAUGAUGCUGCUGCUUUUAUCUUUAAUUCCGCUUUAUUUAUGGAAACGCCGCAUCGAUUCUCACUCUUCCGAUCAGCAUGAAGAAGAAACUCAGGCUGUGCAAGAGGAAAGAGUGGUUAGGGCAACUGGUACGCGCCGAAUGCGCAGGCGGCCGGCCGCUUCUUCUGUUGCCAGCACAUCGUCGGCCGCUGCAACCGAGGAAGAUGGAUAUUAUGCUGCUAAAGCGUCGAAGAAAAGGGAAAAGAAACGACAGGAGCGGGAAGCACAACGACAAGCUGCAGUGGCUGCUCGUGAGUCAAGGCGAACAAAACAAGACCAUUACGAUGAGAUGAGGAGAAAAAAGGAUGAAGAGCAUGAAGCUCGAGAGAGGAUGCUGGAAGAAGAAGCCAAAGCUCGAAAAGCUGAGGAAGAAGCAGCUGCUUCCUUGGAGUUUGACAAGUGGAAAGGGGAAUUUUCAAUUGAUGCUGAAGGUACAACAGAAAAUGAGGUGCAAGACGGAAAUCAGGGUUUGCUCUUUGAUUUUGUGGAAUACAUCAAGAAGCACAAAUGCGUUCCUCUGGAAGAUGUUGCUGCAGAAUUUAAGUUACGAACUCAGGAUUGUAUCAAUCGGAUAACCUCAUUAGAAAAUAUGGGAAGACUAUCUGGGGUGAUGGAUGAUCGAGGAAAGUACAUAUACAUCUCACUGGAAGAAAUGAAAGCUGUUGCUGAUUAUAUAAAGCGUGAGGGUAGGGUCAGCAUCUCACUCCUAGCUAGCAAGUCGAACCAGUUCAUAGAUUUGGAACCAAAAGCUGAGUUAGUAGAAGAUAUCAUAGAGGAGACAACUGUUGCGUGAUCGACUCAUUUUGGUCCUAUGCAUGUGAUAACAAACGAACGACUGGUUGGAAUUAAACUCUAUGUAGACUUGAUCGAUAUAAGCUAAAAAAAAAUGUAAUCCUGUUCAUCAGUUACAGAUGUAGCAUAAGUUUUUUUCGUUUCUUGCUCUACUCUUUUCUUGUGUCAUAGGGAUUCUUGCGCACGUAUGCUUCUCUUUGAAAGGACUUAAGGAAUCUAUUUCUUAAA